AUGUUUGAAAAUUUAAAAGCUUUUAUUAGACAUGGUAAACAAGCAAAUGAUUUAAAACAUAAUAGUAAAAAGGAUCAAAAUUAUACUACUUUUUCACCAUCUGUGAAUGACGGUAAUCAAUAUAAACACCAACAGCAACCGCAACAACAGCAACAACAGCAACAGCAACAACAGCAACAACAACAACAACAACAACAAGAUUUCAUACCUGGUUACGACAAUAAUAUUAAUUACCAUCAGAAUAAUAUGUAUCAAAAUUUUGAUUAUUCUACAUCGGAUACUACUUUAAAUGAUAAUUUUACAAAUACUACUAGUAAUCAAGAUUAUAAUCAUCAAAUUGCUUCAAAAAUAGUUGAAGAAGAAAAUUUGCAAAAACAAACAGCAAAAAAAUAUCCUGGUUUACAUAAUUAUCAAAUCUUGGAUCAAAUGGGUGAAGGUGCGUUUUCAGUAGUUUAUAAAGCAAAAUAUUUACCAACUGGUAAAGAAGUUGCCAUUAAAAUUUUAAGAAAAUUUCAAAUGGAUAACUCUCAAAAACAAGCUAUUUUAAAAGAAGUUACUAUAAUGAGACAAUUGAAUCAUAAAAAUACUGUUAAAUUUAUUGAAUUUAUUGAUUCUGCAAGUUAUUAUUAUAUUGUUCAAGAAUUAGUUUCUGGUGGAGAAAUUUUUACAAUGAUUGUUAAAUAUACUUAUUUAUCAGAAGAUUUGUCAAGAUGGAUUAUAGUUCAAGUAGCUCAAGCAAUUAGAUAUUUACAUGAAGAAGUUGGAAUUGUUCAUAGAGAUAUUAAACCAGAAAAUUUAUUAUUUGAACCAAUUGAAUUUAAACCAAGUUCAAAUCCAAUUAGUAAAUUAAGAAAAAGUGAUGAUCCAAAUCAGAAAAAAGAUGAAGGCGAUUUUAUUCCUGGAUAUGGUGGUGGUGGAAUUGGAAUUGUUAAAUUGGCUGAUUUUGGUUUAUCAAAACAAAUUUGGGAACAUAAUACAAAAACUCCAUGUGGUACUGUUGGUUAUACAGCACCAGAAAUAGUUAGAGAUGAAAGAUAUUCAAAAGAAGUUGAUAUGUGGGCAAUUGGUUGUGUUUUAUAUACUUUAUUAUGUGGUUUCCCCCCAUUUUAUGAUGAAAGAAUUGAAACAUUAACUGAAAAAGUUGCAAAGGGUCAAUUUACAUUCUUACAACCAUGGUGGGAUGAGAUUAGUGAUGCAGCAAAACAUUGUGUUUCAAAAUUAUUAACAGUAGAUCCAAGAAAAAGAUAUACAAUUGAUGAAUUUUUACAAGACCCAUGGAUUAAACAAGAAAGCUUAUAUAAAAUACCACAACAACCAAUUAAGAAAACUGCAACAUCUCAAUUAUCACAUCCAAUACAAUCACAUAAUAUUUCAUCAAGUAAUAGAUAUUCAAAGAAGUAUAAAAAUAAUAAUAAUACAACAAAUCAAGAUUUAUAUUCACCUGCAGCUGUAGCAUUAAGAGAUGCAUUUGAUGUAUCAACAGCAGUACAUAGAAUGGGAGAAGAAGCAGCAUUAGCUUAUAAUAAAAUACCACCAACAAUAGAAGACUUGGUAGAAGAAGAAGAAGAAGAAGAAGAAGAAGAAGAAGAAGAAGAAGAAGAAGAAGAUUCACAAGGUCAUGUAUUACAAUCUCAUAUACCAAGAUCAGCCCAAAGAUCAAAUAUAAAUCAACAUAGUAGACAUAUAAAAGCACAAGCAUCAAAAGCAUUUGAUUUGAAUUUAGGAGGUGCAUCAAUAAUAGAAAGAAGGAAGAAUAAGAUACCAAUUCAAACUAGUUAG
Messenger RNA from Insectozyma verbasci, 1779 nucleotides. The record is from the annotation of a GenBank genome assembly. Lineage: Eukaryota; Fungi; Ascomycota; Pichiomycetes; Serinales; Debaryomycetaceae.